GGGACGCCGUCGGGGCUGGCUGUGUCCUGCUGCGCUGAGGGCGUGAGGCUGAGAGGGGCGCAGGCGGCCGGGCUGCGCCGGAGAGCAGCUCCAUGGCGAAGGAGGAGUGCAAGGCACUACUGGACGCGCUCAAUAAGGCGACUGCAUGCUACCACCACCUGGUGCUGACCAUCGGCGGCUCCGCGGACUCGCAGAACCUGCGAGAGGAGCUGCAGAAGACGCGCCAGAAGGCGCAAGAGCUGGCGGUGGCCAUCUGCGCCCGACUCACAGUUCCGCUGCGUAACCGGGACCUGGGCGCUGAGGAACGCGCCGAGUUCGAGCGCCUCUGGGUGGCCUUCUCCGGCUGCCUGGACCUGCUGGAAGCGGACAUGCGGCGUGCGCUGACUUUGAGCACCGAGUUCCCGCUGCAUGCGCCGCGGCGGCCGCUCGUGCGUACCGGGGUGGAAGGCGGCGCCGCGAGCGUAGCGGCGCGCGCUCUGAGCGCCCGCAGCCUGCGGCACGAGGCGGAGCGCGGCUUCGACGUGGAAGACCUUCACCAGCUGGAGCGAGAGAUCCUUCAAGUGGACGAGAUGAUCCAGGAUAUGGAAAUGAAGGUCAACGUGCCCCGCUGGACGGUGCAGGCCCGGCAGGCAGCAGGCGCCGAGCUUCUGGCCAGGCCCAGCGCCGGCGUCUCUUCGUUGUGCGGUGUGUCCGUAGAACAGCGCAUGGGGCCCUGCGACCUGAGCAAGGCCCUGGCCGCCACCAUCUUCAGCGCCGUGCUGCUGGCGGCUGUGGCCUUGGCCGUGUGUGUGGCGAAGCUGAGUUGACCCAUACGCGAACGACCUCCGCCGCCGCUACUCGCUACCCGGAGACACCCCUCGGAGAACAACUGCAACCGCC
Messenger RNA from Kogia breviceps (pygmy sperm whale), 879 nucleotides. RefSeq names its product regulator of G protein signaling 9 binding protein (gene RGS9BP). Gene Ontology annotation, cellular component: neuron projection. The record is from RefSeq and is a predicted model, not a curated record. Gene Ontology annotation, biological process: detection of light stimulus involved in visual perception; G protein-coupled receptor signaling pathway. Lineage: Eukaryota; Metazoa; Chordata; Mammalia; Artiodactyla; Physeteridae.